Molecule: messenger RNA, 394 nt
Organism: Eruca vesicaria subsp. sativa (arugula)
Lineage: Eukaryota; Viridiplantae; Streptophyta; Magnoliopsida; Brassicales; Brassicaceae
Source: the annotation of a GenBank genome assembly
AUGGGAUUAUUUAUAGACGAAAAGAAGAAGAUGGAGACGAACCCUAAGAGAGAGACGACGCAAAUCAUGACGGCGAUGGCGAGGAGUCCCGUGGUCAAGCAGGUGGGGAAAUUUGCCUCUGGAUUCAAAUGGAUUUCUUUCGGAUAUCUUGCUUACUGCAUCACUGCUUCGUCUAGGUUGCGUAAAAACAGUUCGGAGUUGGAUAGAGCUCUGGCGCAUAACAAAGCCAAGUUGAUCAAGCGCCUCAACCUAAAUUAGUUUUUAUGUCUGCGAUGAGCCUUUAUGUUUGAGAGAUGUUCAUCAAAUAACUGCUUUGUAUGCGACCUUUUACUGUGGUGUAUUUAAAACUAAAAAGUUGAGACGUGAAUGUUUAAAUGAGCUUGACCUUUAUUUC